Messenger RNA from Microthlaspi erraticum, 315 nucleotides. The record is from the annotation of a GenBank genome assembly. Lineage: Eukaryota; Viridiplantae; Streptophyta; Magnoliopsida; Brassicales; Brassicaceae.
AUGGCUGAACAACAACUAGGAGUGCUGAAGGCACUCGAUGUUGCGAAAACGCAACUUUACCAUUUCACGGCGAUUGUCAUCGCCGGUAUGGGAUUCUUUACAGACGCGUACGAUCUUUUUUGCGUUUCCCUGGUGACAAAGCUCCUUGGCCGUCUCUACUACUUCAAUCCGGCCUCAGAGAAGCCUGGCAGUCUUCCCCCUCAUGUUGCGGCUGCGGUCAACGGUGUGGCUCUAUGUGGGACACUUAUGGGUCAACUUUUUUCGGAUGGCUCGGUGACAAGCUUGGAAGGAAAAAAGUGUAUGGUAUCACUUUAA